AUGAGUGAAACACAAGGUUUACCAAAUAUUAGCGCGUUAAAGGAAUUUAAUGUACAUGUGGAUCGGUGGUCGACUUACGUCAGCAGGUUACGAACAUGGAUGUCUAUUCACGACAUCAAACCGGCUAAUUACUCAAAAUAUCUAGUUGCAGUCGUCGGUACGGAAGCGUUGGAUUUGAUUAUCGAUUUGUGUUAUCCGGAUAAACCGGAGUCGGUUCAGUUCGAGCAAAUCGUAAAGAUAGUGGAAGAACAUUUGUCACCAAAACGAUCGGUCAUCGCCGAACGAAUGAUAUUCAGAUCUUAUAAACAAAGUGCCAGUCAAUCGGUGGGUGAAUAUCAAAUAGAAUUAAAACGACUUAGUAGGGCGUGUAAAUUCUCUAGCAACGAGAUAUUGAAAGAAAAUUUACGGGACCAGUUCGUGUUCGGUUUGGCGUGCGAACGUAUACAACAGCGCCUGCUGAUGGAAGACGAGAUGACGCUCACGUUUAGCCGCGCCUGCGAGCUGGCGCUGUCACUGGAGGCGGCCGUUCGAGACUCAAAGCCCGGCGACGGAGCCGGCAUGCUCCGCAGCGCCGCGGAGCCCGUGCAUGCGGUGGAUAGAACGCGCGGCGGACGCGCCCCGCGCCGCGGGCGGCCGGCGCCGCCGGGCCGCGCGCAGCACGGCGGGCGCGCCGCCCAGCACCAGCAACAGCAGCGAUGCUACCGGUGUGGACGCACGCAUCACCCGGACGAGUGUUCUUUUCGUGACAGCGAUUGUUACGUUUGCGGUGACAGGGGUCACAUCGCGAAAAUGUGUCGUUACCGUAAAAAUAAGGCGCGAGUUCACCAUAUAAGUGAUAAUAACGCGGAGGACUCAGCGUCGGAAUCUAGCGGCUCGGACGAUCGUGCUAUUGACAUUUAUCAAUUAAGUGAUAGUGAAACGGAGAGUGACGAUCGUUGGGUUAUAAAUGCUAAAAUAAAUAAUAUACCGAUUACGAUGGAAGGUGAUACCGGUUCGGCCAUUAGUGUGAUUUCUAUAGCAACCUAUAAUAAGUACUUUAGAAAUUGUGAGUUAAAACCUUUAAGUACGAAGUUAAAAAUGUAUAGCGGCCAACUAGUGAAGCCAUCGGGUAAGUUACUCUGUUCAGUCGAAAUAAACGGAAAAAUUAUAAGAGACUUAUCGUUAACGGUGAUCGGAAAUGAUCACAGUUCAUCUCUUUUCGGUCGGGACUGGAUGAGGGCUUUUAACUUUCGGUUUCCAAGAAUUAACGAAUUAAAAGAAAUUCCGAUGAACGUACAGUCCACUGCCAACAUUAAGAGAGAACUGAUGAAGCGCUUUCCGAAUGUGUUCGCGGCAGGUAUAGGUACUUUCAAUAAAGCUCGCAUAUCCUUGGAAACGGUCACGUCAGCUCGGCCGGUUUGGCGGCGCGCGCGCCCUGUGCCGCACGCACUGCGCCCGCGCGUGGAUACCGAGCUGGCGCGGCUGCAGCGCGAGGGCAUCAUCACACCCGUCGACUGGAGCGAGUGGGGUACGCCGGUGGUGCCCGUACUUAAAAAGAACGGGGAGGUCCGCCUAUGUGGUGAUUUUAAAACCACUGUUAACCCGGUACUCGUUGAGGACAAAUACCCGAUACCGAGAAUCGAGGAUAUAUUUGCAUCUCUUCAAGGGGGAAAGUUGUUUAGUAAAAUAGACCUAAGUAGCGCAUACUUACAGUUUUUACUUGACGAGCCAUCGAGGAAAUUGUGCACGAUUGUCACUACUCAAGGUAUGUUCUGCUACAAUAGGCUACCAUUUGGAAUUAAAUGCGCGCCUAAUAAAUUCCAGCGUAUGAUGGAUAAACUGUUUCGAAUGCCUUUUGUUACUUGUUAUCUAGAUGAUCUGACAGUUAGCGGCGUCGAUAGUGAAGACCAAUGGAAGAGGCUACAAGCCGUGUUUAAAAUCUUAUCAGACAGUGGAUUGCGUGUUGCACCGGAAAAAUGUAGUUUUUUUCAAAAAACUAUAUCGUACCUGGGAUACGUCAUCGAUGCCGACGGAUUACAUACAGAAAUAUCAAAAGUAGAUGCGGUGAUAAAUACGCCAACACCGACGACACAAAAACAACUAAGAGCAUUCCUGGGACUCAUAAAUUAUUACGGGAAAUUUUUAUUUAAUUUAAGUGAUACUUUAGCGCCACUGUAUGACCUAUUAAAAAGAGAAAAAGAUUUUCAGUGGAAUGAACACUGUGAUAAGGCGUUCAGUAAUGUAAAGAAAGCAUUACAGAGCGCCCCUGUCCUGGCGCAUUACAACCCGACGCUAGCGACCACUGUGAGUUGCGACGCGUCCCCACGUGCGCUGGGCGCCGUGCUGGCGCAGCGCGGCGCCGACGGUCGCGAGCGCCCGGUGGUGCACGCCUCACGCACGCUUGCCGCCGCUGAGAGAAACUACGCGCAAAUAUGUCGUGAAGGAUUAGCAGUUAUUUUUGCAGUUACUAAAUUUCACGACUAUCUAUACGGUCGAGAGUUUACUUUAGUGACAGAUUGCAAGCCGCUGGCGGCGAUAUUUAACGAAAAUAAAGGUAUUCCGCUGAUGGCGGCGAGCCGCCUUCAGAGAUGGGCAGUAAUUUUAGGAGCAUAUAAUUAUAAAAUCAGGUGUAUUGCGUCGAAUCAUAAUUGUGUAGCGGACAGCUUGUCCCGUAUGCCCACAGUCGAACAGAGUGACCACAGUCGGGUUGAGUAUUACAUUAAUUUUGUUCAAAAUGCGUCACCGAUUAAUUACAGAGAAAUAGCAAAAGUUACUACUACAGAUAAUGAGUUACAAGAGGUAAUCAAAUCAAUAAAAACAAAUUGGCUAUACUGUAAUAGUGGGAAACUGCAAGCUUAUUUUAAAAUACGACAAUACCUUAGUAUAGAACAAGGGUGUUUAAUGUACGGCCACCGUGUGGUUGUACCGCGACAUUUAAGGAACGAUGUACUAAAACAGAUACACAACACGCAUCAAGGAAUAGUAAAGUGCAAGAACCUAGCGCGGAACUACGUAUAUUGGCCGGGCAUCGAUACGGAUAUCGAGCGUGUAUGCCGGGCCUGCGAAACGUGCGCGCGCGAGCGGCCCGCGCCGCCGGCGGCCGCGCUGCACCCCUGGCAGUGGCCGCAGGAGCCCUGGUAUCGGCUGCACGCUGAUUUCUUUUCGUUAGCCGGUAAUACAUUGUACUAUUUUGUGAUCAUUGAUGCUCAUUCCAAAUGGAUUGAAGCUUAUCGUGUGCCAAGCACAGCGGCUAAAACUACAAUCCAGAAACUAAAAAUUGUAUUCGGACAAUUUGGUUUGCCAUAUGAGUUGGUAUCCGACAAUGGUCCUCCUUUCAAUGGAAAUGAGUUCCAAUGUUUUUUGAAUAACUCCGGUAUACGACAUAUCACAGUAACUCCAUAUAAACCAAGUAGUAAUGGUGCGGCAGAAAACGCCGUAAAAAUAGUCAAAACCUGUUUGAAAAAAGCGAUACGUGACCACGUUGAAUUAGAAACCGCAUUAAGUGAUUUCUUAUUAAUGUAUCGUUCAACUCCUCAUAGCAUUACGGGCAAAAGUCCAGCUAGUUUGUUAUUGGGAAGAAAUGUGCGGACACCACUCGACCUGUUGCGUCCUUCAGCUAGUCACAUGAUAAUACGUAAACAACUCGCUCAAAUUGAAUAUAAAGCAGGGUACAAUCGAUAUUUUAAUAUUGGAGAGCGGGUUUUCUUUAAAAACUUUAAAAAUAAUACCGCUACUUGGGAAAGAGGUACAAUCACUGAUAGAAUUGGCCCACUGACUUAUAUUGUUGCCUAUGAUGGCAAACACUUGAAAAAACACGUAGAUCAAUUACGUCGGGAUGAUUGUGACUUGGAAGAUUUAUCUUCCAUUAAUACACCCUUGCAACUGGUUAGUACUGACGUACAAAUACCACAAGCUGAUAACAGGCAGAUGCCAAGUAACAGCGAAUCCACGUGUGUGCCGUCUGCAGAUACCUCGCCCUCUCCGUUAUCAGAACCACGUAGUCCCGUGUUAAUGGCUUCAUCCAGUCUAGGCAGAAACCCAAACCAUCCAGUUAAUGCUGAGAGUAAUAUGCCGCACAUUACUAAAAGAAUCCGGAAACCUGUUCAAAGAUACGGGUUUGACAUCGACUGA
Messenger RNA from Pectinophora gossypiella (pink bollworm), 4110 nucleotides. RefSeq lists its product as uncharacterized. The record is from RefSeq and is a predicted model, not a curated record. NCBI's taxonomy places the organism in Eukaryota, Metazoa, Arthropoda, Insecta, Lepidoptera, Gelechiidae. Gene Ontology annotation, molecular function: zinc ion binding; nucleic acid binding. Gene Ontology annotation, biological process: DNA integration. The transcript has a single exon. Bases 1 to 4110 code for a protein of 1369 amino acids.